AUGAAAUCACAAAAUAUUGUCUUAUUGCUUGCUAUUCUGGCUGUAUUGGCUAAAGACGCUACAUGCGCAAAGAAUGAAAACGAACCAGAUGAGAACGAGCCCGAUGAGAACGAACCUGAUGAGAACGAGGGAGGACACAAGCAUCAAAUGAACAUGGCAACCGCUUCAGGCUCUACUGGUGCAUCAAGUGCUUCUGUUUGGACUUCUGUCACCCCCUCAAGCACAUCAGAUAGCUGGUCUGCUACUUCUGCUUCGCUGCCUACUGUUUCUGCAGUCUCUGCAUUAUCCUCUGUUGCUUCUGAUAUCUCUGUCAUUCAAUCUUCUGUUGUAAGUGCUGCUUCUUCUUGGGUUGCCAGUGUGGGUAAUGCUCCAUCUGCCACCUAUGUUGCCUCCUCCAAGGCGCCUUUGCCAUCUGUUUCUGCAGCCAGGCCUUAUGCUGGACCCAGCGUUGUUAGUGGAUCCAGCCAUGUUGAAGUAUCUGUUGGUAUUGCAACUGUUGGUAUUUUAGCUUUCUUGUUGACAUUAGCUUAA
This is a messenger RNA of Mucor velutinosus, 531 nucleotides long. Its product is annotated as Cytoplasmic and mitochondrial histidine tRNA synthetase. NCBI's taxonomy places the organism in Eukaryota, Fungi, Mucoromycota, Mucoromycetes, Mucorales, Mucoraceae. The record is from RefSeq and is a predicted model, not a curated record. The coding region runs from base 1 to 531 and encodes 176 amino acids. The transcript has 3 exons.